This is a messenger RNA of Ricinus communis (castor bean), 4896 nucleotides long. RefSeq names its product pentatricopeptide repeat-containing protein At3g09040, mitochondrial. The transcript has 3 exons. Lineage: Eukaryota; Viridiplantae; Streptophyta; Magnoliopsida; Malpighiales; Euphorbiaceae. Gene Ontology annotation, molecular function: protein binding; RNA binding. Bases 245 to 3319 code for a protein of 1024 amino acids. Gene Ontology annotation, biological process: RNA modification. The record is from RefSeq and is a predicted model, not a curated record.
GAAUAAUUCUUUUUAUAAUUGUUCAUUACAAAAAUGGAGUUAAGCGAAGUCGAACGAGUUGAAGCGGCAAAUUUUUGAAUGGAGACCUGACAGUGGAUUAACUCGAGUCGGGUGGUAUACACCGCUGCGUGUAAUGGCGGUCAUCAGCUGUGUUCUCUAUUUCCAGGCAAUAUUAUUAAUCGGUGGUCAUCAUUAUAUCAACUGACCUGUGGAUGUCUUACAUUAGAAUCAUACACCAUAGUCAAUGCGUCUCAAAUUUUUCUUCAAAAUCUCUCCGGCCUCCAGCCCACAUUUUUGCCAUCACCAACUCACCCUUUCAACUUUCUCAGUCGACGCAACUCACCUUCCUCAGGCCCCUGAGUACUACACAUAUACUCAUAUCUUGCGGUCGUGUCUCAGAAAAUGCCAGAAAAUCAGAAGGCACUGCAUGUUCGACGAAAUGCCUCAUAGACUAUCUCGCUUUUCAACAACCUGCAAAAUUAUUCAUUCUCAAAGCCUUAAACUUGGGUUUUGGUCAAAAGGGUCUUUAGGGAAUGAAAUUCUUGAUCUUUAUGCCAAGUGUGGAGAUGUUGAUUUUGCAGAGAAAGUGUUUGAUAGGCUUGGAAAUAGAGAUAUUCUGGCCUGGAACUCUGUCUUAUCUGUGUAUUCUAAGUCUGGGUUUCUUGAUAUGGUUCUUAAGUGUUAUGGGUUAUUGUGGAGUCAUGGGAUGUGGCCUAAUGAGUUCACUUUUGCUAUUGUUCUAUCUGGUUGUGCAAGGUUGGAUAGUGUUGAAUUUGGUAGACUAGUUCAUUGUAAUGUCGUUAAGUUGGGUUUUGAGUUUAGUUCUUUUUGUGUGGGUGCUCUUAUUGAUAUGUAUGCUAAGAAUAAUAGGAUGAGUGAUUGCAGAAGGGUCUUUGAUGGUGGAGUGAGUUUAGAUACUGUUUCUUGGACUUCUUUGAUAGCAGGUUAUGUUAAAGCUGGUUUGCCUGAGGAGGCAUUGGAAGUGUUUGAACAGAUGAAGAAGGUAGGCCGUGAACCAGACCAGGUGGCAUUUGUGACUGUCAUAAAUGCAUAUGUGGCUCUAGGAAGGCUUGAUGAUGCACUGGGUUUAUUUUUCCAGAUGCCGAACCCCAAUGUUGUAGCAUGGAAUGUUAUGAUUUCAGGGCAUGCUCAGAGAGGUCAUGAGACAAAGUCUAUUGAGUUGUUUUGUAACAUGAGGAAGGCUGGUAUUAAAUCUACAAGAUCCACGUUAGGAAGUGUCUUAAGUGCAAUUGCAAGUUUAACUGAUCUGGACUUUGGCUUGCUAGUUCAUGCAGAGGCAAUUAAACAGGGAUUAGACUCUAACGUAUAUGUUGGGAGUUCACUGAUUAAUAUGUAUGCUAAAUGUAAGGAGCUUGAAGCAGCAAAGAAAGUUUUUGACCCUAUAGAUGAGCGAAAUGUUGUCUUGUGGAAUGCGAUGGUCGGAGGGUAUGCACAAAAUGGAUAUGCUCAUGAAGUCAUAGAAUUGUUGUCUAAUAUGAAGAGCUGUGGUUUUCAUCCAGAUGAAUUUACCUAUACCAGUAUUUUGAGUGCAUGUGCUUGCUUGGAGCAUGUGGAAGGGGGUCGGCAAUUGCAUUCAAUCAUCAUAAAGAACAAAUUUGCCUCAAACUUAUUUGUAGGAAAUGCAUUGAUUGAUAUGUAUGCUAAAUCUGGGUUUCUUGAGGAUGCAAGGAAACAAUUUGAGCUCAUGAAGAGUAGAGACAAUGUUUCUUGGAAUGCAAUUAUUGUCGGAUAUGUGCAGGAAGAAGAUGAAGUUGAGGCAUUCCUUAUGUUCCAAAAGAUGCAUUUGGUUGGGAUUCUGCCUGAUGAAGUAUCUCUGGCAAGUAUACUGAGUGCCUGUGCAAAUGUUGAAGGUUUUGAGCAGGGAAAACCGAUACAUUGUCUCUCAGUGAAAUCUGGUCUAGAAACAAGUCUUUAUGCUGGAAGCUCCCUUAUUGACAUGUAUGCUAAGUGUGGCGAUGUUGGUUCGGCACAGAAAAUUCUGAAAAGCAUGCCUGAGCAUAGUGUGGUCUCCAUAAAUGCACUUAUUGCAGGAUAUGCUCCUGUUAACUUAGAAGAGGCGAUAAUUCUGUUUGAAAAGAUGCAAGCUGACGGGUUGAACCCAUCUGAAAUAACCUUUGCAAGCCUUUUAGAUGGAUGUGGUGGGCCUGAACAGCUGAUUCUAGGAAUUCAAAUCCACUGUCUUAUUCUGAAGAGAGGCCUUCAGUAUGAUGAUGAUUUCUUAGGUGUCUCACUGUUGGGAAUGUAUGUGAAAUCCCUGAGGAAGACAGAUGCACGCAUUCUCUUCUCAGAGUUUUCAAACCCAAAAAGCACUAUAUUAUGGACUGCCAUGAUAUCAGGACUUGCUCAAAACAAUUGCAGUGAUGAGGCCUUGCAGUUUUAUCAAGAGAUGCGUAGCUGUAAUGCUUUGCCUGACCAAGCCACAUUUGUUAGUGUGCUGAGAGCAUGUGCUGUCUUAUCUUCUAUCGGAGAUGGUAGAGAGAUUCAUUCACUCAUUUUCCGUACAGGGUUGGACUUAGAUGAAUCGACAUGUAGUGCACUUAUAGACAUGUAUGCUAAAUGUGGGGAUGUGAGGAGCUCCAUGCAAGUUUUUGAGGAUAUGCAUAGCAAGAAUGAUGUAAUUUCCUGGAACUCGAUGAUAGUUGGAUUUGCUAAAAAUGGGUAUGCAGAAAAUGCUCUAAGAAUCUUUAAUGAGAUGAAGCAAGCACAUGUGAUACCAGAUGAUGUCACGUUUCUUGGUGUCCUCACUGCAUGCAGCCAUGCAGGAAGGGUAUCUGAAGGCCGUCAGAUCUUUGAUAGUAUGAUUAACUACUAUAAGAUUCAGCCUAGAGUGGAUCACUGUGCCUGCAUGGUUGAUCUUCUAGGAAGGUGGGGUUUUCUUCAAGAAGCCGAAGAGUUCAUCUACAAACUUAAUUCUGAACCUCAUGCCAUGAUUUGGGCUACAAUGCUUGGGGCUUGCAGAAUACAUGGGGAUGACAUUAGAGGUCAACGAGCUGCCGAGAAACUCCUUGAGCUUGAGCCUCAAAAUUCUUCACCUUAUGUGCUUCUUUCUAACAUUUAUGCUGCAUCAGACAACUGGGAUGAGGUUAAUAGUUUAAGGAGGUCAAUGAAAGAGAAAGGAGUGAAGAAGUUUCCUGGAUGCAGCUGGAUUGUGGUAGGACAGCAAACAAACACUUUUGUUGCAGGAGACAAGUCUCAUUCUAGUGCUGGACAAAUUGAAGUAGUUCUAAAAGAUUUGACAGUUCUCAUGAAAGAAGAUGGAUAUGCUACUCUAAUUGAUUCUUUUCUCCAUGAUGAAUAGUGAAACCAUCUUUUGUCACCGCCCCUGCCUGCUUAGUUAGAGAAGAAGUUCUUACAAAAGCUUAUGCCAAAAUGGUGGAGAUAUUUCGGUGGAUAGAGAACAAAUGGAGGCUGUCAAAAUACUAUGACUGGAAGGCUUAGAGAUGGACUGUCAACAUUAUUUAUUUUUAGAGGUAGAAAUCUGCAUGAAGUCUCCAAGAAUAAUCGACUUUUGGUCAUUCAAGUGUACCGUUUGAGCUCAAGCUUUUGUAGGCAUGGGCUUCUCUUUCGCUGGGGCAUUAUUUGAACAUGGCUGAUAUGUGGUCACUAAGAUGAAUGACCAAUUAAUUUGAGCUCACUUUAAUAGGAAGAACGAGUCCAGAAAAUGCAAAGCGGUUCAGUGUCAACUUUCCAGUUGGCUAUUCUUUUAGGCAGACAUUAUUUGGACGGUUUUUAACAUGGUGCAAUGAGUACCAUAAAGAAUAUUUUUACUAAUCUAUUUAUGUUUGAUGAGAUGGAUAGGUUACUGUAGGGGUGAGUUAUGUGGUAGGGAGCUACCCAAUUGAGGAUCUGGUCAUGAGCUCGCCUGUUCAAUCAAAUCUUGGGUCUAGAUAGUUUCCUUGGUAUUCUGACCUGGAUGUCAAUAAUGGGAGGAGCAGUUCUAUUUCUACUGUUUUGAUGGGAGGAGCAGUUCUAUCUCUACUGUUUUGGCUAAGGACUUGAUAAGAAUGGCUUAAUGAAGGUUACAGUUUCUCAUUCUCAGGUUAUUUACAUUUGUUAAAUGAUUUUGACCACACUGGGUUUUUGUUAGCUGGCUGGUGGGCUUCAUUUAUUCUUUUCUUUCAGUAACUCUCUAAAACUGUAGAGUGAGACAAUCUUCAAGUUUGGAAAAGUGAACGAAGUUAUCUCUGCAACCUGCCGAGCAUUUUGGAUGAAGCUAAGCUUGGUAAAAGCAUGCUCGAGAAUAUAGCUUUGGAGAUUUUUUUUUGGCAAAAGCGCAUGUGGUACGAAUGAGGACAGCCUGCUUGCGCCUAUUGGAAACUUAAGGGGGCACUAUUACCAAGCUGCCUGUACAUUCCAAUAACAUUCUAACGUCAAACAUGAGUCCCUCAUUAGGCAAGGAUUGAUAGUAGUACGUAAAUGCUUUUCUAAGCUAAAAUCUGAAUUAUGUCGAGACAUCUGUGUUCCCAGAUGCAGUGAUCUUGGAAAAUGAGAACGAAGGCAGAACAUGAAGGAACUAGAGAAAAAGUGAAGAAGGUGGCUGGAUGUUGUUUGGUCGUGAGGGGACAAAAGACAAACCUUUUCUUUUUCGUUAGCUGAAGACGAGUCUCAUCCGGUGCAAGUUUAUAGUUUUAUAAGAGUUGAGCAAAUUCUAGUGCUGGGUUUAGUUGAGAAAUCAAUGUCCAAACCAACCGGCUGUUAGAUUACACCAGUCUAUGGCUACUCUUACAUAGUUUUCAUUAUUGUGAUUUUGUCCCUAAACACGCCUUUGCGUGUGCCUGUGGCCUUUGCUCUUUGCCAGUUAUAAUUAUUCAGCAAAUCAACUAACCGAGACUUUAAUUUAUAACGCCAAAUCACAAUUAUUAGCUCUUUUGGCCA